AUGGCAAUCCGAAAUCACUUGGAGUAUGUCCAGCCUUCUAGGAUGGUCACAGGUCUUGAAAUCCAGAAUAGGAAACGCCAUCCGCUGCCGUCAUUCCAACCAAAGUCUGAACAGAAUCUACAACAGCGAGGUCGAGGUCGGAAUCCAAAACCAUCCACUACGCUCCCGGUGUCGGCGAAUCGAUUCUCGAAAAGAACCCUGCGUCAAUACCUCAACACCAUCACCGUGCCACUCCCACUGUCCAAGGGUGUCUGUCAUCUUGAGAUCCUCCCCCAAGACAUCAUCAAUAAAAUCAGCCAGUACAUCCCGUACGAAAACUUGAUUUACCUCUCCUGGGCAUCGAAGGUACUCAAUAAAUUAGUCGACCCGCGUCUAGCACCCCACGAGACGAAACUGUCGUUCGUGUUACGCGCCGAGCGCGACUUCUACCGGCACUAUAGUAUCAGGCCGUCCAACCUCGGCUGCUUCAUGUGCUACAAAAUCCUUCCCGCGAGCAUCUUUGCAAUCGACCAGCCGCUUCAAGCUGAACUGUCCACCUCAGCAGUAAGUAGGCCGGUGGUGGUGAAUCUGCGGCGGUUCUGCAUACGCUGCGGUAUCCAAUCCGGUUUGCACAAGCCGGGAGACGAGCUUCUCACGCGGAUCGACGACAGGUUCUGGAUUUGCGACUGCUUGUAUGUACAAGGCGAAAAAACACUUGUCUGUCGGAGCUGCGGCGUGAUGUGUUACCUUAGGCCGAGGAGGACGAAGCCCGUCUCGUUGCUGAAGUCACCGAUAGGAUAUUAG
Molecule: messenger RNA, 783 nt
Organism: Daldinia childiae
Lineage: Eukaryota; Fungi; Ascomycota; Sordariomycetes; Xylariales; Hypoxylaceae
Exons: 1
Coding region: 1-783 (260 amino acids)
Molecular function (GO): protein binding
Source: RefSeq, a predicted model, not a curated record